Trichoderma harzianum CBS 226.95 is the source of this 1291-nucleotide messenger RNA. RefSeq lists its product as hypothetical. The record is from RefSeq and is a predicted model, not a curated record. Gene Ontology annotation, molecular function: oxidoreductase activity, acting on NAD(P)H. The transcript has 4 exons. Lineage: Eukaryota; Fungi; Ascomycota; Sordariomycetes; Hypocreales; Hypocreaceae. The coding region runs from base 117 to 1160 and encodes 347 amino acids.
GACUCAUUGGCUCAUCUCUACAUCACUACAUUCAAAAGUUAAUACUCCAAAUAACUUCACGUCAGCAGUCUUCUCAUCAUUACUCUGUCCUCAAGUCAGCCCGGAAUUCAUCAAAAAUGCAAGAACUAGUCAUCUACGGCAAACCCACCUAUGCUGGCUUUGUGAGAGAAGCUGAGAUUCCGAAGCCAGGACCAAAAGAUGUUCUCAUUAAAGUUGCUUACACCGGUCUGAAUCCAAAGGAUUGGAAGUUUACCAAAAACCGUGAUCAGUCAACUGCCUUCAACGUCGGUGAUGAUGUGUCUGGCACGGUUGAAGCUGUGGGGUCUGAAGUGUUUGAAUACAAGCCGGGCGACCGUGUUGCGGGAUUUCACAGAAUGUUCCAACCUCACGGCACUUAUGCAGAGUAUACAGUUGUCCCGGCUUCAACCACUUUCCCCCUACCCCCUAAUAUUUCCCUCGAAUCAGGCGCGGGGCUUCCCCUAUCUUUUAUGACGGCGGCUCUUGCACUGUAUCAGUAUCUCGGCGUUCCCCUCCCAACGACCGUCAGUGAGUCUGCUCGAAAGACCCCCAUCUUGAUUUGGGGCGGAGCAACAGCCGUAGGAGCCUACGCCCUCCAGCUGGCCAAGCUAAGCAAGAUUGGACCCAUCAUCACCGUUGCUGGCAAUGGAAUCGACUACGUUAAGUCGCUCAACGCAGCGGACCACAUCAUCGACUAUCGAAAGGGGGAUGUGACUCAACAGAUCCUUGCCGCUACAGGGUCUGCUAAAAUCAAGAUUGCAUUCGACGCUGUGUCCGGACACGGCAGCUACGAGCGUAUCACCGAAGUUCUUCUCGCGUCGGGCGGUGGCCACAUUAACAUGGUGGACCCCCCUACUGACCCAACCUGGAAGUUUCCCGAGACCAUCAAGUUCACUCGCACAUUCGUGUCCUCUGCCUAUCACGUCUCCCACAGUUUCAUCAAUGAGGAGCAGGCACAUGCAGAUGGCGAAUUUGCCUACUUCUUCUACAGGUACCUGAGUCAUCUGCUGGCAGAAGGCAAAUUCAGGCCCCAUCCUGUGGAGAUUCUUCCAGACGGCUUGAACAGCGUUGUCGAGGGAGUUCAGGCUUUGUACGAUGGAAAGGUUAGCGCCAAGAAGCUUGUGGCACGCAUUGGGAAAUAACCUCCACGUAAAGAAGAAGAUCCAUGUAUUUGGAAUGAAUCAUUAUGAAACAACUAAACUGUCCAUAGUCUGGAAAUGAUACGUGUUUGCGCCAUCAGUGAGCCUAACCGUGAUGUCUCGUAUACCUUUCC